This is a messenger RNA of Biomphalaria glabrata, 2429 nucleotides long. RefSeq names its product chromosome partition protein Smc-like. NCBI's taxonomy places the organism in Eukaryota, Metazoa, Mollusca, Gastropoda, Planorbidae. Bases 764 to 2035 code for a protein of 423 amino acids. The transcript is spliced from 7 exons. The record is from RefSeq and is a predicted model, not a curated record.
ACUUCUAUUCCAACCCAACAACUCAAUUGAUAUUGGGGCUAAGAGCCAGGUCUGCCAUAGACUAGCUAUUGUGCUGGCAAGAUUGCAUUCUACCACACUGUCACUGACAGAUUCGGGGAGGCCUACAUUUAAUGUGUCGAUCAUUUGAAGUCACACUGCUUGACUGAGUGUGCCUAUUGUCAACAGAAGUGUGUCACAGAUCAGAAGUCUUUAUUCGGUCAUACACAUAUGGCUAUUUACUGAAAUAUUGUCUUAUCAUUUCUUGUCUUAUCAUUCAUGUUAUUUUUCAUUGAAGAGUGCUACUUUGGAGAACACUAUGAUUAGGUCUACAAACAGAAUGAUCCUUUGGUAUUUGGUGUUCUUUCUAUGAGGAUAUUGUCAUUUCAAUUCGUGUUUUGAAUAUCCAAUAUUGAUUGCCUAAAUUGUUGGUUUAGUGUUUACAUGAAGUGGACUAGAAUUUUACAUUUGCUUUAAACAUUGAGGCAAUGAGUGUGUUCAAUAAAUAGUCGUUACUAUUCCCUUGCAAGGGACUGAGCUUUAUGACGAAUGCAAUAGAUAUUUCAAAGAAUUUUCUCAUUAUCAAAAGUCCUGUAGAGCCUGUGCAACAUGGGAACAAAUAUUUUCAAGCAAAUAACGAUUUAGAUUUGUGUUAACCUCUCUACUUCAGAUAGAUCUACUUCCGAUAGAUCUACUUCCGAUAGUGUAUUUAGCUUUAGUUUUGUCCACAGAAAGAAAACUAACAACACAGAAAUCGUCCUCUAAGAUGGCGGGUAAAACUCUAGUAGUACCGGCUUUGUUGAGCGUAACAGGCCGAGGUUUCUCUCCCCUGCCAACUAAUUUGAAUGAAGUAGAGACGUCUUCACGAGCAUCAUCAGUAUCUGACGAGGAGGACGAGAUUUCGAAAGGCGAAGAGUUGACUGUCUUGGAUGGAGUUAAACAGAUGAACGAUAUACUUAAUAAACAGAUCGACACACUAAGGCUGAAGAUUCAAGUGGAUGAGAAGAACUUUGAUGUCACCAGAAACUUUCUGAUUCAGUCGAAGGAGACUGAAGUGGAGAGAAAAGAUGAACAGAUCGAUGAACUGAAAGAUUCGGUGACCAGCCUCAAUGAACAGAUUCGCAAACUUGCCAAAGAAAACGAAGAAAAAGACAAACUGAUUGCCAGUAAGUGUGCUGAGAUUGGAGAGCUGAAAAUCUUGGUCAGACAAACAAAGGAAUGUGCCAGAAAAAUAAACAGACAGGUUGGUCGAAUUAAACUGGAGAAAGAGAAAUUGGAAGCUGACCCUAAAUAUCAAAAACAAAAGGAAGAGAUAGAGAUGUUAAAUAAGGAGUUGGAAUUACUGAAACAGAGACUCAUCACAGUAGACCAGGAGCUGGAUCGAGCAAACAAGAUUAUAGAAGAACAAACUGAAGAACUGAAGAGCUAUGACCACGACCGAGUUGUCAUGCAUGAGAAAUUCCAAGCAGAUUUAGAAACCGCUACCAAGUCAAUGAAUAAAGAAGUAGAAAGAAUGAGAGAGGUCAUGAGUCAAAACAGCGAAGAAAUGAAAAACAUUUAUCAACAAAACAAAGCAAUGCAAAUGGACGUCAUUGCUAUCAAGGAAAUGUUGAGAACUAAGAAUGAGUUAGCUGCCAAAGCCUCAACUCCUACUCCAGUGCUACCUCAUGCAGAGAUAGCCUCGUUUCAAACUAAAGCCUUGUUAAAGAAGCCCACCCCUUCACAACAUGUGCCUAGAGAACAUUACAACAAACACUCUGGCUCUGUUACAAAAAGCCAAACCAGUAAAGCAGGAGAAAGGGUUUCUCUCAGUGCUUCUGAACAGUUCGGCAGUGAUUCGCCAGAUGCAAGUUCUAGAACAGUUUACCCUUCCCAGCGUAUACUGGGACCGCCACAAGGCAUUCAACAGACUGCUACAAGUAUACCUAUCUUACCUCCCCUGUAUGUCAAUGAACUUCAAUUUCAGCCCGGAACUAGAGUAAGAAACAAAAUGGUAGCAGGAAGUUCCAAGAUAAACAGAAAACCGAACAAAAAAUAACAUUUUGUUAGGUCUUGGAGGAAAACAAAGUCUAUACAAAGAAAAACAUGUCUUGUAGGAAAAGAGAGAGUCUAUACAAAGAAAAACAAUCAGAAAAUAGUUGAACUUAGUUCUGCAAAGAAAGAUGAAAGUCAGUCCUAUUUGCUGGAGACCUACCUUGUUACUUGUAAUUAAGUUUUCAAUAGUUCAAUUUAAGUUCAUCCAAAAUUGUGAUCCACUUCUAAUCUAUAUAAUCAGUAUUGCAUUGUAGAGCACAGCAAAUGUUUCAUUUUAUAAACUGAUCAAUUGUUUAUAGAUAGUAUAAUAUAGGCCUAUGUCAUUGUAUUAUAUGCUUACAAAUGCUGAUUUUUUUUAACGUAGAGAAACUAUAAAACAAUAAAAAAAAAAAAAACAA